GCGCGGACAGUAGAGCUUUGGUUCCUUUUUUCAAGCAUAACGCUCUAUCUCACAUCCGGGGUUGGUUUAGUCUAAUCUGCAGCAAGUUAACCGGAAAAUAUGCGCAUGAGAAAAAAAAAGUGUGCAACCAAAGAAGCGAGGGUUUCAGAGCAUACACGCCGCUCCCGGCUCAGCCGGCACGGGACAGGAGUAUAUCACCGCUCCCCUUAGGCACCGACAACGACCCCCGAGACUGCCAGAGGGUUAACAGAGAGUGUUGGGAAUGCCUUAUGUAGAUCGACACAAUCGCACUUGUGGCUUUUUGGAUAUUGAAGAAAAUGAUAGUAGCAAUAAGUUCCAGAGGCGCUAUUUUCUCCUGGACACGCAGGAAAACUUUCUCUUCUGGUACAUGGACAAUCCACAGAAUCUCCCCAGUGGCACUGAACCUGCAGGAUGCCUUCAGCUGACAUACAUCUCCAAGGUCAGUGAGGCAACAGCUAAACAGAAGCCAAAGGCAGAAUUCUGUUUUGUGAUUAAUGCUCUGUCCAGACGAUAUUUUCUUCAAGCCAAUGACAAAAAGGACCUGCAGGAGUGGGUAGAUGCACUGAACCGAGCUACCAAGAUUACGGUCCCUAAAGUAAAUCAAACCCCUGCAUGCACAGAAGUGAAAACAGUUGCCGUGUCAUCUCAACCAAAGAAGCAGCAAGUGGCCUACAAGACAGAAAUUGUCGGAGGUGUGGUGGUUCACACACCAAUUAAUCCAAAUGAAGAUGAGGAGGCUGAGGGACGAGAACCUUUACCAGUCCAUACUGGCCUUAAACGCUGUCAGAGCCACAUCCCUUUCUCUAGUCCUAGCCGACCUGGUGUCAUCAAAAGUGGAUACUGUGUUAAACAGGGGGAAUGUGACUUUCAGAAACUAACCAUUCUUAAAUGUGGUUCACAGAGAAAAAACUGGAAGAGAAGAUUCUUUACACUAGAUGAGACCUCUGUGAAUUACUUCAAAUGUGAAACGGACAAGGAUCCACUUCGUUCAGUUCCUUUAAAGGAUGUACAAAAGGUUCAUGAGUGUCUUGUUAAAUCUGGUGAUUUCUUAACAAGGGACAACCUCUUUGAAAUAAUUACAAGCUCCAGAGUAUUCUACAUUCAGGCAGAUAGUCCUGAAGACAUGCACAGCUGGAUCAAGGCUAUCAGUACAGCACUGCAGCAGUUCCGUGGUCCUGUGAAGGAGUCAUUUAGCCGCACCUUAUCAUUGCACAGAUACAGACCCCAGAACUUCAGUAAACAAACAGGAGAGGAAAAAAAGAGCCAGAUGGUUAAGUCUACUUCAACUGCCUCCUCUUGGCAGCCCUGGACACCCAUCACCCCAUCAAAAACCAUUGGUACACCAGGGAACACAAUCCUUGAAGAAGUGACUGGACAGUUCAGCUCUUUGCCCCUCCAAAGCACUCAGGAUGUGGAGUCUCAAGGCAAGCGCAGACGGCACUAUUCCCAGCCUGGGGAGUGCAGCGGUACCAUGUUUCCUUCAACAUUGGAUGCUGAUGGCAUGAGAACCACAGAUGUGUAACUGUGAAACACCACAGAGCCUCCAAGAGGCAAAGCAUAGUUUUUUUAUGUUUGAACUGCACUCAACUUUUAGCACAGUAGAAUCGUACUAAUGCCCAGCUCCAGAGAUCCCUCACCAAAGUGAUGAAAGUAAAAAGACCAUCAUUUGGGGCACAUUGAUUCCUUUGUGUUCCUGCUUACAGAUAGUUUUGCACUAGAAUCUCCCAGUUCAGCCUGCCAGUCAUCCCAGUGCAACAGUGGAGUGACAAAAACUAUUCACUGAUGAAGCAAGGUGAUAUAAUGAAAUAAUAUAGCACUUCUCAUCAAGUUUUGGCCUUCUUUUCCCAGAAAGUAUGCUGUCUCCUCUUUUUUGUAUGUGUUGUCAGGUGACUUAACUGGAAAACAGGAAGAAAAUGAGCACAUUUUUUCAGUAUUUGGCAUCCAAGGCUGGCUGGGACAAUUCACUAGCUAAGCAAUAAUUCAAAUUUUAAAAUUGGUAUUUGUGCCAGAAUAGUUUUACUCCUACGUUGAUACAGCUUGGCAGUUUGCUAUUAAUGUGAAUAUUCUAAAAUUUAUGUGAAGGAAAUUUGGACUUUGUUUGUGUCUGAAACCAGGAUUUCUCAAAAAGUCUGAGGUGAGCCACUGCUGACUGCACUAGAUUUGUUAUACAUCUCACAGCAUAUGACUGGAUGACACCUACAAAAAACAUCUUUCCAGAAAAGACGUCGAUAAGAGGUGAACAAGGUGGAACAUAAGAACAGUACAAUAAAUCACAAGAAAACUAAGCAACUUCUAACUCUACAAGGCUAAUAGAGUUCAGUGUUUCCACCUUCCUGUAGACAAAUUCGUCAGUGUUCUUUGCUUGUUGUUAACAUCUGCAUUUUAUCAGUUGUCUGUGCCUCUACAAAUUCUACCUCUGCUCAUGGCUCGGCCCAACUGCAAGUGGCAGUUUUAUUAUAACCAUCAUGGAGUCACACAAGCUGCUAUGAUUGUUAGUGGCAGGUCACCACCAGCUGACAAGCAUCAUUUUGUAGUGACAUAUCACUGGUGAUGCCUGCCUGCAUAAUAAUAUGAUCAACAGCAAAACUACAGAAUACAGGCAAAAUUCCACAUUCAGAGUGCCUUUUAAUAAUCAUUCUGUACUUUGCUUUGACAUGCUCAGGGUUACAAAGAGAACCAGCAGCAGGAUUUAAAGCAACCAUUUCAAAUGUGUCACUGCUUCCUUUUAAUCAGACAUUUAGGUCUCGGUUGCUUCCCAUAUUGGGCUGCAGCAAUUUGGAUGUUUACAUUCAAAUUCCCCCACUUCAGUUAUCUGCUUAUGUUCAGCAUUAACAUAAAAAGGUUAGUUGUGUGCCUUUAAUUAGUGGUAGUCUCCUUAAGAAGAACAAGAAACAUUUAUGAUCUGCUGGUCAUAGGACUACCUAUUGAUAAGCCAAGUAUUAUAUUACUCCACGUUAUUACAUCAUUUCUCCUCCUCAGCAGCUCUGGCUGAAUAGCAAUUAAAAAUAUACAUGAAAAAAACAUUUUUGCUAUUGAAGGCACAAUAGCUGUCUUUAAGAUAAGUGUUCAUUAAAGUUAUAUUACACCUUAGAAUAUCAGGUGGAGACACUGUCAGUGUGAUGAGCAAACUGUUAACAAGUUGGCAGUUACUUAUUAGUUUGUCAAGCUGGCGGCAAUGCUGCGACAUGUUAGCAUCCUAUCUUUGUGACUCAGAAUCCCAGUUUCAUUAAACUUGGCAGUGGAUUGUCCACAGAAUUCAUACAUCAUCAGUCUCUUUUGUGCUGAAUUGUGGUCCAUGAAUCCCCAAGAUCCACUUAUAUUUACCAAAAUGCUUAAAUAAUCAAGUCAGGUGGCAAGCCACGCACUAGAGCUUAUAGUUUACAACAAAGGUACAAAUAUGGGUUGCUCUUGCUGCAAUCAGUGGUUAAGGCUAUACACUCAUUGCUUUCCAUAUGUAUUUCACAUCAGCUUUACACAGAAGAAAAUUAUAUUGAAGGAUCGGCUUUAUUGUAGACUACAUUCUUUUGCAAGCAUAUUGAUUUGUAACCAAUUUUUAUUCCAAAUUAUUCAGAUGGAAAGGAUCAAAAAAGUUAAUGGAUGGAAUAAAUUGACCUUCAUGUAAUACAAUGUGGGGCAGUAAUACAUAUUUUACAAUGUCAGGUGACAAAAGCCAUUUCAUUAGAAAAGGUCUGCAUUUAAGGCAGGAGGAUUGGGCUUCUGAAUGAGGAGACAAAGCAUCAGCUGGACAUAAUAAUCUGACCUACAGACUUGGACAAAAGAGUUGGAAAAUUGAGGUUUCACUUUUUUCCAUAAACUAUCUCAGUAAUAAGUGGCACGUUUGCUAGUGAUGUUGUUGGAAAUGUAAUGUGAGUAAGAUUCAUGUUUACAUUUACAUGUAAGUUUGCUAUGCUUUCCUCUCUCAUUCCAAGCACAUACAUGUAAGUUAGAUUGACUGAUGACUGUAAAUUGACCCAUUUUGAGUAUGUAUAUACGUCUUGUAAAAGGGUGGCAUCACAUUUACUGCUGGUUCUUGUCUUACAUCAUGUGCUGCAGCCCUGAAAUUAUUUUAUGUGAAAAGUGAACUUGUAAAAUGGUUGUUUUGCUGUCCAAAUUAGAAAUUUGGUACACUGUAUUAAUCCUUUGAAAUCCUGUGAAAUUUUUUUUUCACAUGACUUAGGAGCAGCCAUAGUACAACGCCCCAGGUUAAGGGGCUUGCUCAAGGGCCCAAUGGAGUAGAAUCCCUUCUGGCAGAAAUAGGAUUUGAACUGGCAACCUUCCAAAUACGAGCACAGAUCCUUAGUCUCAUUGCCACCACCGUUUACUAUGUUAAAUAAUAUCCAUGCAUGUGAAAGUAAGAGGUAAUGAGAUCCCCGACUGAAGCACAACAAUAAAGAGUAAGCCCAUCGACUGGUUAGCAAGGAUGAAAACUAGAAAAUAAAAUGAGGUAAUGCUUCAUAUUAACAGAAAUGAAAAACAUAUGAAACAAGUGUCAUAAAAUACAGGAUUUUCUGUGUGGAAUGCACAAAAAAAAUCACAAUCAUAAUCCAGCCAUCUUAAAAGAAUGCUUCCUUCUAAAGGGUAAUCAAUGUAACAGCAGCAAUCAUUUUGAAACUCCUCUGCCCAUUUUAGUCUUGUACAGUAAGUAAUCCUUGAAUGUCCAGUCACUCUCAAGACCUGUGUCUUCUCAUGAAAAUGGGACUUUAUAUUCAUAAUGAACCGGAAACACAAACUAUUGUGACAGAAACUAGCAAAUGCCUCUGCAGAAAUAAAAAUUCAUCAGAUCAUAGGGAUGCAGUGCCAUCUGCUGGUCAGAAAUGCAACUGCACCUAUCCAUCUUCCUGAUCUUUCUUUCUCUUUCUAGGUGCACAGGGUUUUUUAAGCUCAAGUUGUACUUAGCAACAAGAUUUACUUUGUACCAUUCAAACCCAGAGGACUACAGAAGUGGCACCACUAUAAAAUGAAAGAUUUUGGCUUAUUUGAUUUUCAACAAGAAUAUUGCAGCUUUUAGAAAAAACAAGUAUACAACGGGCACAUAUUAAAUUCAAAUGAUUUCUCAAUGUUGUAAAUGCAAUUAUUGUAUACAUAUUAAAGAAUUGAAACAA
This is a messenger RNA of Erpetoichthys calabaricus (reedfish), 5123 nucleotides long. RefSeq names its product pleckstrin homology domain containing A2 (gene plekha2). Gene Ontology annotation, cellular component: membrane; cytoplasm. The record is from RefSeq and is a predicted model, not a curated record. The transcript is spliced from 13 exons. Gene Ontology annotation, molecular function: PDZ domain binding. Lineage: Eukaryota; Metazoa; Chordata; Cladistia; Polypteriformes; Polypteridae. Bases 263 to 1543 code for a protein of 426 amino acids.